CUUGCGCAUCCCGAUGCCCUGGCACACGAUGACCACGAUGACGAGCACUCAUGCAAAGGAGCUGCCCACGGUGACGGUACCGUCGCCUGGGGCAGGAGGAUCGUGUCUGAACGACUUCUGUGCGCUUCGGUCUUGGUGGCCUGCGCUCUCUCCGUCCUAUCCUCGGUUGUCACCAUGACCCUGGUAGCCUUCGGAAACACCUCCGAUGCUGGUGUUGAAUAUCUGGAGUACGCGAGCACGUACAUCGGACUGGACUCGGUGUUCCGCAACCCAGCAGCUACUCCACUGCGCCCUCUCCGCGACUUCCCUGUUGUAGUCGGCAUCGUCGACCAACUGCGGCCUACGAUGUCAUACCCAGACACACCAUCGUGGGAAUCGACCUUCGGUGCUGUAUACACAGCGGAUCGUGGUGUUCGGAUGUCCCCGACCGCGGCCACGGUGGUCCAGUUCUGGGCUGGCGAUUACGGCAUGGAGCGUUGCUCCCUGGAGUUCACUCUACCUGCUUCUGCAGGGGGGGAGACUGUCUUCAUCCAGGCAUGGCACGUUGACGCACCCCAGAGACUCUCACCUGAGAGCCUCGCCUGGGACAGCCGCCCAAAGAAGAGCGGGCUCCUGCUCUCGCAAGAAUUGAAAGCAAACAGUACAGUCCGAUCUGAGGAGUUCUACUGUCGCUCCGGGUCAUUUCAGGCUUUCGAGCUCGGGUGCAUGGGGGACGGAUGCCUGGUUGACUUCCGUCAAAACCCGAAGAUGGAAGCAGGCGGUGUGUGGUUGAUCCAGCGCUCUUCUAUGUGAACGCGCAGGUGUUCGACUGAUAUGCAGUAUUUGUAUUCAAUUGGGCAUUUACAUCGUUAAAUUGAUCC
Messenger RNA from Trametes versicolor FP-101664 SS1, 860 nucleotides. RefSeq lists its product as uncharacterized. The transcript has 4 exons. NCBI's taxonomy places the organism in Eukaryota, Fungi, Basidiomycota, Agaricomycetes, Polyporales, Polyporaceae. The coding region runs from base 175 to 792 and encodes 205 amino acids. The record is from RefSeq and is a predicted model, not a curated record.